GUGUGUUAAUGUGUGUGUUAAUGUGUGUGUGUGUUAAUGUGUGUGUGUCUGUGUGUGUAUGUGUGUGUGUGUGCUCCCUCAGGUCAAGAUGAGCACCUGAUCCCGUACAGCGUGGUUCAGCCUGUUCAGGUUCAGAGGAAACGCCCGGUCAUCUUCUCUCCCUCCCUCCUCUCCCGGGGUCUCAUCGAGAGGCUGCUGCAGCCUGGAGAGUCCAGCCUGAACUUCACCACCUGUCCACCAGAGCCGGUCCAGUCUUCAGAGAGAAAUGGAGGGGGGGUUUUCUUCUUGGAUUCUGAUCAGACUCUGGGUAUAAAGCUGCAGGCGGUGCAGGACGUCAUGAGAGAGGAUAAACACUGUCUCCUGGAGUUGGGCCUGAACAGCGUGGAGGCGUUAUUGAGACAGGGCAUUUACCCCAUCGUCAUCCACAUCCGCCCCAAAAACAAGAAGCACAAGAAGCUGAGGAAGUUCUUCCCGCGGUGUGGCGAGGACGGCAUCAUGGAGGAGGUGUGUCAGGCCGAGGAGCUGCAGCUGGAGACGCUGCCUCUGCUUUACUUCACCCUGGAGCCCAACACCUGGAGCUGCACCGAGGAGCUGCUGGCCGCCAUACGCAACGCCAUCCACAGCCAGCAGAGGGCGGUAGCAUGGGUGGAGCUGGAUAGGCUUCAGUAGGACAAACAGGAAGUUCAGAUUCACUGGACAAUGAGAGCUGCUUGAAUAAAGAAUCUAAUAUGUUUCUACAGAGGAUAAAAACAAACUGUGUUACCAUAGCAACAAAAAACAGUAUUAUAUUGGGUCAUUUCUUGUUUUUAUCAGUUAUAAGGCAAACUCCUGCACACGGUCUUAAUUGCACAAAGGCUUUGUGCAACAGAUGGAUGGAUUCAUUUCUGUGUUACGCGCAUCUCUCAUGAAAGUUGUAGUUUGGUAAAGUUUAGUACAGAAGCCCUAAGUGUACAUCCACUUUAUUGUACUCCGAUGUUUUUCUACAGAUCUCGACCUUUUAUUGUCGUUAAUGCGGCUGGAUUUCCCCUUGAUAACGAGUUGAUCAUCCUCAAGAUUAUAACAGACACCUGUGUGGUUUCAUGGAUCUGUUGUCGUCAGGUUAGGUUGAGCUGCAUUUUUAUUCACACUACAGUCGACAGCAGACGAGAUUGUUCACUGUCACUGGUUUUAACUGAUGAUCUGUUAUUCUGUCAUAAGUCAAAAAAAUAAACUCAUCCAAAAACA
Labrus bergylta (ballan wrasse) is the source of this 1224-nucleotide messenger RNA. NCBI's taxonomy places the organism in Eukaryota, Metazoa, Chordata, Actinopteri, Labriformes, Labridae. The record is from RefSeq and is a predicted model, not a curated record.